Messenger RNA from Ziziphus jujuba (common jujube), 2122 nucleotides. RefSeq names its product calmodulin-binding receptor-like cytoplasmic kinase 2. Gene Ontology annotation, molecular function: protein kinase activity; ATP binding. Gene Ontology annotation, biological process: protein phosphorylation. The record is from RefSeq and is a predicted model, not a curated record. The transcript has 6 exons. Bases 527 to 1900 code for a protein of 457 amino acids. NCBI's taxonomy places the organism in Eukaryota, Viridiplantae, Streptophyta, Magnoliopsida, Rosales, Rhamnaceae.
ACUAGAGGUGGGGAUCAUAACUUUAAAAGGAAUCCAAAUAUGCAGUAUCAUCGAGCACGUAUAAAAUUUCUCUUUUUUUCUUUCUUUUACUUUUUCUUGUAACACAUAAAAUUUUUCAUUUAAUUUAGUAAAUAGCUUUUUAUCAACCGCAAACAAGCCAUAUACAACUCUUACAGGACGUGAAACGGUCCUUUCUGUCGAUGUCUAGCCUAUAAGGUUUAAGUUAGGUCGUUAUAGUUUGCUUUGAAAAUUGGUAUUAUUUUAAAGCUUAACUGGGUUAAGCUGCCCUAGUUGCAAUUUUCUUCGAUUGACCAAGUUAUAAAAAAUUUGUAAUUGAAAUUCGACAUGGAAGCAAGCUACAAUUCACAUGUUUGAAUUGGUCCCCCAAUCAAGCAAAUAAAAAUACAUGAAAAUGAUAGAAACCAGAAACCUUUUUUCUUUUUUUUUCCUUUUUUUGUCUGUCGAUUAUAACAACAAAUAUGGUCAAUAUCAAUCAGCUGAGAUGAGAGGGCCAUAAGCUCUGCAAAUGAAGAAAACUUCAAGUCCCCAAAACCUAUAUUCAAGCCAGAGAAAACAGAAGUCUGCCUUCCAAGAGGGUGAUACUUGCAAUGGCACAAGCAAGAACAAUCACAAAUCUCAUCCUGCCCUGAAAUAUUUCAGAGUUGCAGUCAAGAAAUUUUCUGGGAUUUUCACAAUCUUUCUCUUUAGUCAAAGGAAGGCUGCCUCAAAAUCUGAUAUUACUGAUGGAAGCAGAAACAAAAAAGACCAAAUUAGAGGGGUUUCCUCUCCAAUUGACCUUUCCACAGGUAGUUACAGCAACAGUUCAUCAAGACACAAGUACUCUAAUGCUUCUUCCAAUGCUGCAAGUGGGCAAGUUGGGACACUCAACUUCUCCUUUGAAGAGAUUAGUAAGGCAACAAAUAAGUUCUCUCCGGAUAAUAAAAUCGGGGAGGGCGGGUUUGGAACAGUUUACAAAGGGAGGCUUAAAGAUGGAACACUGGUUGCUAUAAAGCGUGCUAAAAAGAAUACAUAUGACAAGGUCUUAUCGUCGGAGUUCAGGAAUGAAAUACUUGCCCUGUCAAUGAUUGAGCAUCUGAAUUUGGUCAGGCUAUAUGGGUUUCUGGAGCUUGGAGAUGAGAGAAUUAUUGUGGUUGAAUAUGUUGGCAAUGGAACACUUAGGGAACAUCUGGAUGGUAAACAUGGAAAUGUACUUGAACUUGCUGAGCGUUUGGAUAUCGCAAUUGAUGUAGCUCAUGCAAUUACCUAUCUUCACAUGUAUACAGAUCCUCCAAUAAUACAUAGAGACAUAAAAGCAUCCAACAUCCUCAUCACUGAGAAACUUCGAGCAAAAGUUACAGACUUUGGAUUUGCACGAGUCACUACAGAAGACAGUGGGGUAACUCACAUUUCAACCCAGAUCAAAGGAACAUCAGGCUACUUGGAUCCUGAGUACCUCAGAACGUAUCAACUAACCGACAAGAGUGAUGUUUACUCCUUUGGUGUGUUGCUCGUAGAAAUGAUGACAGGAAGACACCCCAUUGAAACAAAGAAACCUAACAGCGAGAGACUAACGAUAAGAUGGGCAAUGCAGAAGUUAAAAGAAGGAUACCCUGUCCUUGCAAUGGACCCGAAGCUAAGAAGAAAUGCACCAUCAACCAUGGCAGUGGAGAAAGUACUAAAACUGGCUCACCAAUGCCUAGCACCUUUGAGACAUUCAAGACCUUCCAUGAGAAAAUGUGGUGAGGUUUUAUGGGGAAUCCGGAAGGAUUUCAGAGACAGUGCCUUCCCUUCUCCUUCUACUUCCCACCAUUCUGCGAAUUUCCCUCGAAGAGAUUCAAAGAAUAGAGAUACACCAUUUGGGAUUGAAGAUAGAGGGAACUUUAAAUUUAUCUCUGCAUAAGAACUAUAGCAAGUGAGUGAAAGUUUGUGGUUGAGCAUUUAUCUAUACGUAAUUUGUUCAACAUAAUAUAUAUGUAAAUUCAUUUUUGAGUGUAUAAAAACCCACUCUCAGUUAGGCUGUGAUUCUUGUUUGUCCAAAGUGAAAGAAAAGGAAUUUGUAAAUGCUAAACUACUAUAUUAUUCUCAGUAACUCGUUAAGUUUAUAGAAUCCACAAUUCGUCUU